AUGGCGUCCGGGGCGACAGGUAACCCUAUAAAUGGGGGAGGUGCUUUCUCAACAGGCACUCCCACCACUACUAAUUCUCAACUUUUAAACAACCACAACAACCUAACUCCUCCUCGCACUCCUUCCCCAACAGUCGAGGAGCCCACCUCACCUACAGUGGAUGACCCUACUAUCCUACCUAACACUAACACUUCUAAUCCAUUAAAUCAAGAGCACAGACAGUGCAUCCUCAAUAUGUCAGAGCUUGGUGAUUCCGUUCUCCGCCCGCCGGUUCGCACCACUUUUGACAUCAUCCGCUCUCUCCUCCAGAACCUCGCGUUUAUCUUCUCUUACGGUAUCACUCGCGUUUACGUCGUCAUCUGCGCAUCUCUUUCGGUUGUCUCUCUCAAGGCUUUCAUGAUGUUUUUCAUCGUAUCCAUCGUGACCUUCCUUUUCUUCUUCGUCCCGUACCGUCACCGUGCCAUCGUCUCUCGUCGCAAGGACCCUAAGAAACUAUGGCCGCGCAAGAAGCCUACUAACAUGCCGUUCUACGUGGUCCUCGUCUGCGGCUCCGGCGGUCACACCACCGAGAUGAUCAAGAUGGUCGAGCGCAGCAUCCGAUCUGAAGGCCCGUACUCGCACCGCCGCUGGGCUGUUGGAUAUGGUGAUGACCUAAGCUACAAGAAGGUAAUGGACUUCGAGCGCCACUUGGACAACCGCUUCACCAAGCGCAACCUGCAGGCCGGCACCUACGACAUCAUGUUCUUCCACCGCAGCCGCGCCGUGCACCAGAGCUGGUGGACGACUCUCUUCACCGCGUACGACUGCAGCCUCGACGUCUUUGACAUCCUGACCGCCCCGCCCCCCAACCCCGCCAUCUCCGAGUAUAAGUUGCCCGGCGUGAUCGUGACGGAUGGCCCCGGUACCGGUUUCAUGUUCCUUCUAAACGCUUACAUAUUGAAGUUCUUCGGUCUGGCGCACGAAGACUCCAUGAAGGGCGUGUUCGUGGAGAGCUGGGCUCGAGUUAACUCCUUGAGCUUCUCGGGCAAGCUGAUCAAGUGGCUCCAGUUGGCCGAUGUGUUUAUUGUACAGCAUCGUCCGCUCCGCAAACGUAAUCCCCGCCAUACAUAUACUGGCAACAUGGUCGUGAUGCCGACUAUUCCUAGUGUGCCUACCGAAUAA
This is a messenger RNA of Daldinia vernicosa, 1161 nucleotides long. Its product is annotated as glycosyltransferase family 1 protein. The record is from RefSeq and is a predicted model, not a curated record. Gene Ontology annotation, biological process: dolichol-linked oligosaccharide biosynthetic process. The transcript is spliced from 2 exons. NCBI's taxonomy places the organism in Eukaryota, Fungi, Ascomycota, Sordariomycetes, Xylariales, Hypoxylaceae. Gene Ontology annotation, cellular component: UDP-N-acetylglucosamine transferase complex. The coding region runs from base 1 to 1161 and encodes 386 amino acids.